Molecule: messenger RNA, 641 nt
Organism: Saccostrea cuccullata (small rock oyster)
Lineage: Eukaryota; Metazoa; Mollusca; Bivalvia; Ostreida; Ostreidae
Exons: 3
Coding region: 172-576 (134 amino acids)
Source: RefSeq, a predicted model, not a curated record
UAUUUCUCCAUUGAUUAAGUAUUAUCGACAAUUUCACAAUAACAGUUCAAAAGACAAACAUCUUUAUUGACGCGUAUUGCACCUUGUGGCGGGUUUUUGUGGACCACCGGGUUAGAUGGGGUUAUAUAAAACUCGUCCACACGGGACAGUGGGUUGUUUUUUUUUCACUAGAUGCUGAUUCGGGUGAUUAAGAUGCGCUGGGCGGUUAUGAUCGUGAUAGCUUUGGUCUUCUCUGCUGAGGGACUGGUAUUUAAGAAAAGAGAUACAGCGAAAGCUGAUUUAAUGAACCAAUUGAAAAGAGAAAAUGAGAAGCGUUCAACAGGAUCCGACGUCCUUGACCUGCUGUUUCAGUUUGGCGACACAAACAAGGACAAAAGAUUGGAUGAAAAGGAGGUUCGAAGUUUAUUUUGUGGCCAACUGUUCGCCUCCCAACUGAACGACAUUGUGAUUGCCCUUUUGUCACGUGACUCUGAUCAAACUAAUAGUCUAGAUCUCAAAGAAUGGCGAUCAAUUGUGUUUACGGAAGCCGAGUGGCAAACAUUCCAAAAUUCUCCCUAUCUCAACAUCGUUGCCUAGUUACGAGGAAUAAAUGAAUUGUAAUAAGUCUUCUUGGUUAUAAACCAAUAAAGUAAUUCUGAGUU